AUGCGGAAAGGCGUCGUCUCCCAGUCCACCGCUGUUCGAUUGUGCUUUCGGACCGGUACAUUGCAACCCAGGCGGCCCAAUAUCCGUGCAUAUGCUCAACAGUUCGGCCCUAGCACGGAACCCACAAACAACAUACCGGGAGCGGACCCAGGCGAUGAUGAACCUCGAAAGAAAUCGCGUUCGAAGCCCGAGACCGAGCCCGAGCGAGAGAGCCGGUUCGGGACGACCGCAUACAAAGCAUUUGAAUCAGCUUUCACGACCUUCGCGUCAAUAGCUGUCCUCGGCUUAGCGGGCUAUUCCUACCACAUUUACUACAAAUCUCUAGUCCUUCGCAAGAUAGAGAAGGCUUUCGCGCCGGGAGACCCUAUGCUUGAACUGGCUGCUCCACCGGGACCUCAUGUGCCGCCUCAAGACCAAUCUGGAGACGACGACGAGCAGUGGGUGGCGCGACCUGAGCAGGCGAAGAUCAAUGCCAUCAUCAGUGGAGAGUCUAAGGGCAGAUACUAUCUCCUCGUAGGUGAGAAGGGAACUGGGAAAUCGUCUAUGAUCCUCGAAGCCAUGAAAGAGCAUAACGGAGAGGGUGUUUCCAUGUUCGAGGCACACGCUGAUCCCGAGAUCUUCCGCAUCCGCCUUGGUAGGGCUCUCAACUACGAGUUUCACGAAGACUACAUCGGCUCCCUAUUCUCGAUACGAGGGCCACGCGACACGACGGCUCUUCUGGACAUCGAACGCGCGUUCAACAAGCUUGAAAAAAUCGCCUUGAAGAACAGGAAUCAACGCAGCAAAACCGGUCGCAAAGGUCCACUCGUGGUCAUCGUUAACUGCGCACAUCUCAUUCGAGAUGACGAGGACGGGAAUGAUCUGAUCGAACUGAUGCAGCAGCGCGCAGAGCAAUGGGCAGCUGCAAAUCUCGUCACCAUGAUCUUCAACUCGGACGACUACUGGGUCUAUGAGCGGUUUAAACGCUAUGCUACGCGAAUGGAGGUCAUCCCUAUUCUGGACUUGCCAAAGUCCCUUGCUAUUCCGGCGCUCGAGAGGUAUCGAGCCAAGUACUUUCCACGUGAAGAGCACAAGCCCGAGAUAUUCAAGCAAGUGUACGACUUGGUUGGUGGAAGAUUGAACUUCCUCAGCCGCGUCGCUAAAAGCUCGGACAUGCUCAGAAUGUGUCAUCAGAUCAAGGAAUAUGAAAAGACCUGGUUCCUGAACAAAUGCGGCAUCCUCGGCGAGGAAAUGGACGACGAUGUGAUGGACCAGCAGAAAUUUGCAAGCGCGGCCAUGGUGCUAGCCAGAGCUCUUGUCCAGAAAGAUAAGGAGUUGGAGACGAAUUAUGACGAAGACCAAGGCCACAUUCUACCACAAAUCCCGCUUUACAUUGCUCGGCAAAUCAUGACUCGGGCUGAUUUUAUUCAGAGCUACGACCACGAGAACAUCUUCACGAUCGACAGUAGUGCAAACGUCCGUGCGGACAGCGUGCCGAUGAUGAAUGCUUUCAAGGAAAUAUGCUCCGAAGAAGGAUUUGACGACUAUUUGGAAGCGACGCUAGAUCGGAUCUCAGCCAUUGAAAGCAUCAACAGAACAAAGGAACUCACUUUCAAAGACCUAUGGAUUGAACAGAAGGGAGAGCAAAAGGGCAAGUACACCUUCACCACAAAGGAUGCUCGAGGACGAGAGACCGGCUCGGUCGAGAUGCGAGUUGUUCCGGACAAUCUACCCGACGAAAAUGACUGA
This is a messenger RNA of Cladophialophora yegresii CBS 114405, 1728 nucleotides long. RefSeq lists its product as uncharacterized. Lineage: Eukaryota; Fungi; Ascomycota; Eurotiomycetes; Chaetothyriales; Herpotrichiellaceae. The record is from RefSeq and is a predicted model, not a curated record. Bases 1 to 1728 code for a protein of 575 amino acids. The transcript has a single exon.